Molecule: messenger RNA, 8630 nt
Organism: Pongo pygmaeus (Bornean orangutan)
Lineage: Eukaryota; Metazoa; Chordata; Mammalia; Primates; Hominidae
Exons: 5
Coding region: 235-1086 (283 amino acids)
Source: RefSeq, a predicted model, not a curated record
CAAUUAUAGAUUUUUUAGGUUUAGGUGUUGACAGUAGCUCUUACCUCAGCCUUUUUCUCCCUCCUUGUCAUGCAGCCCACAGGGGAGAUGGUCCGGCCAGUGUGGGGGCUAAUGAAUAAAUGCUACACUGUGCCCACUCAGGUGGGUAAGGGCUGGCACUCCUCUUCCCCUGGAGUGGGGCGGCUGUGCUGGCACCCUUCGCAGACACACUAAGGGGAACUGCACCUGGAGAGGAUGGGCCAGUCGGGGAAAGACUGCUCGUCACUCAUAGCUGUGUGUCACCCCUCCCACCUCCUUGUGUGGAGACACAAAGUCAAGAGUAGGAAGAAGCCAACCUCUGAGGUCACAACCCCCAGGAGACCUGGAGAACUGAAUGCUGCUGCCCCCAAGGAGGAGGCUGCUGUCUUAUCCCAGGAGGGAGAGCAGGUGAAGUCCCCAGGGGAGGAAGCACCUAGCCCCAUUCCUGCUGAGCAGGAGGUGGCAGGUACCCCAGACUGGGAGGAAAAUAAAAAGGUUCAAAAGGAAGUUGCUGCGUAUCCAUCUGAGGCCUCUGAGGACAGCAAAGAGCAAAGGCCCUGGGAGCGGGUCUCCGUACCCAUGACAGAGCUCUGGCUGGACUGGUUCUCAGCCUCUAACACCCCCAACACUCAGAACCGUGAAGAAAAACUUUCCAAUAAAUCCAAGAGUUGCUGCUGCCAUAGGCCAGGCUGCCGCCUUUCGGGACCUCCGUCUUCAGAGAAACCCAGCCUGGCUUCAUCCACACUCCCUGUCCCCACAGCUGCAGGAACAGCACUUCCUGCCACCGAGCCGUGUGACCACAGUGGAUUGUCUCCGGAGGGGCCCAAGGGGGCCCUGGCCACCCUUCUGACUCGGUGCCAGGGGACAGACCAACGUCCCUCUCGUGCUGACAGCCGGGCCGCACCCUGGCGUGAGGGCAUUUACAGAAAUGCUGGCGGAACUGCUGCCAGGGAGGCUGUAGGGUCCUCUGGCAAAAGAGGCCUCAGGUGGCUCCUCAGAGCGUCUGUGGUUCUCUAUCCCAGGCUGUUCCCUAAGAAGGUCUGCCCAGGACUCAGGCCCUUCUUAUAGUGGGGUCUCCUGGAAUGGCCUUUCCCAAACCCUUCUAUGCAAAUCCUGCUCUUCGGAGGCCCCAGUGCAGCCCCAGCACCUCUCAGGAGCUCGCCCUGCAAAGACCCCUCGGUCUCUCGCUCCGCACCUCGCGCAGGAAGCCCGUCUCCUCCUUCAAUCCCUCCUGAGCUAGGUCCAGCAGCCUGAGGAAGCGAGGGUCGUCGUACUCGAAGCGGCGCCCACAGGUGAGGGAGGCGAUCACGUUGCUCACGGCUUUGUCCAGGAGGUUGUUGGGGCGAAAGGGGCGUCCUGGGGGCGGGAGAUGCGGGUCAGGGGUCGCCUUCCCGGUCCUCCACCUUCCCAGUUCCCGCUUUGUGCCCCUCUGCCCAUCACCCACCGGAGUGGUCAGCGAAGGCGGCACAGAGGCAGGCGGCCUCCUCGGUCACCCACUGCUCCAGCGACUUCUUGCCCAGGCCCAAGUUGCGCAAGGUGGACACGGAGAAGCGCCUCUGCUCGCGCCACGCGGGCCCAUAGUGCGCCAGGAACACCCCUGGGGGUGGGACAGGCACGUGCACGUGGCCAUGAAGUCAUUGGCCCCACCCUCCACCACCCACUCCAACCCUAUGCUCCUCCUGGUCUCCCGCAGUCCCUAGCCCUGUCCAGCUGGGCACAGGGCCCACUUUUUGUGCACCCACCUUGCUCCCCUGGCUGGGGCAGGGCUUUGCCCCACCUCGUCUCUGCCCACCCUGACCGCCUUUCCACUCAGGGAAGAUCCUGCGUGCCCCGCGCUACCCACACUGAGCCUACAGCACAGGUGCGGUCCCCGCCCCCCACUUCGACGCCCGAUUCCAGCUGGGAAAUGCGCCAGCCUCUCCCACUGGACUCCUGGCAGGUCUUGGCAGCGGCCCCGCCCUCGUCCCCAGGCUCCCACCUCCCCAGUGCAGGUGGUUUCCUGGCCCGCUGUCCCCACUCGCUGGCUUUUCUGUUUCACGUCCACGACCCCACGCCCUCUCCGCCCAGCUCGGACUACGGUCACCGCCCACUCGGGUCCCACGGAAAUCUGCCUCUGUCCCCACCGCCGCUUGCCUUGGGAACGUGGCCCGAAACCCAGGAUCUGGGUGAUGGGUGCAGGCGGGCGGUCGGCGGUGUCCUCACCGCGGGUCACCAGCGCCUCGCGCACGGCCGCCAGCCCAUUGAGCACGACCACCGGCGUCCAGGCCAGCUGCAGGCUGAACACGUCCCCGAAGCGGCGCCGCAACUGCAGAGGGAGGGUCAGGGCCUCUGUCAAGCCAGGGUCCCCCCAGACUACAGGCCCUAGUCCUAUUUGAACGUUGGACGACCCCCGGGGCUACCAGGAGUGAGCAGGUGGGAGGGGGAGACCCGGUCUCCUGAUCCUGGGGCGAGGGUAGGAGGUCACACCUUCUAGGAUGGAGGAACUCAGUUUGGAUGCGUCACCCAGGUAUGACCUUGCAAGAGUCACCAAAACUGCUGAUAGGCCCCAGUUAGCAUCCCAUUUUACAGAUGGUGGUCCAUGCCGGUGAGCAGUGAGGCCCGAGGACCCACAGUGCACAAGGUUUGAACCGGGUCACUGCACUCCCUUCAUCCUUGAUUUCCUGAUUUAAACGACACUCAGGACCCUGACUCGUCUUCCAUUCCCAAGGCCUUUCCUUCUGGUGUCAGCAGAGGGGACUUUGUGCUCCAUAACAUGUUGCCCAAUGGGCUGGCAUGCCCACUGCCAAGUCCAGCUCCACCUCCAGGCCCUUGCCCUACUCUUCCUUGGCCUUUGGAAAAUCCAGUCCUUCAUGCCAUGUAUAAAUGCCCUCCCCCAGGAAGUCCCCCAAACCUGCUUCCCCUUCUCAGCCUGGCUUCUGGUCCAGACUGUGGUUUCACCCACCACCCAUGUUUGCUGGUGGUGGGGGAUCCUCAGGACCUCUGCCGCCCUCCAGGACCUCCUCCCUCACCUGGUCAAAGCAGUAUGGUGUGUUCUGGAAGUCCACAUGCAGCAGGUUGCCCAGCCCGGGCAGUGGCAGGGGGCCCGGUGGGUAGCGUGCAGUCCAGCGUUGGCGCCGGUGCAUCAGGUCCACCAGGAGCAGGAAGAUGGCCACUGUCACGGCCAGGGGCACCAGUGCUUCUAGCCCCAUAGCUGCCUCACUACCGACUGGGCUCCUUUGGACACACCUGGCACCCCCACCCCACCAGACAGAGGACCAGGCAGGACACACUCAGCACACCGAGCACGUGACCGUUCCCUUAUAAAGGGAGCUGAUGAUGGCCUUUGCCCUCUGCUGUGAGCCAACCUACUGUGUUGCCAGUGGGUGCAGGGUCAGGCCAGAGCGGGUAUGGGCUGCUCCAGAGGUCCUUGCCCCUGCUUCCUGCUCCAGGCCCUUACCCAGGGUAGGCCAGUGGAGGGGCCUGGUUGGAGAAGUCACACCCUCUCCCCACUCCAAGCUCCCGAAGCCUGCAAAGGCUUCUGGGAUAACCAGGGUUUCAGUGGACCUGGCCAUCCACCUCCCAGCUAGGCUCACACGCCCUAAUGUAGUCACAACCCCUCCUCCAGAACAUGGCCUUGCUCAUUCCUUACCCCCACCUACCCAUUCCAGAGUGACCUUCAACACCCUUAUCUGUCACUGGCAUUUACCUGGGGCCUUAGGGAGCUCCUGAUGACGAGAGGCGUCAUGGGCCUGGUCCCUUCACUUCACACUGCACUCUCGACAUGCACAGAUGCUAUGCACACACCUGAUGGUGCACAGACCUCUUGUCCACUCCCAGACACUUGUCCACUUGUUCACACUUGCAGGGACACGAUCACACACCCACAAAAUCACCCACACAAAGACAAUAUUCACAUGUACACAGACUCACACUGAACUCGGCACACAUUCUCUCUCACACACACAUACAGACCCAGCACCAAGUACCGUGCUUCCCAGCCACGCCUGAGAUUUCCUGGAUGGGACCUCUCCUGUCUAGAGGCUGCUCCCAGCCCAGCCCACAUUCCUGGGCUCCGGCUGGGCCAUGGCUUCUUGUUUGCAACAGGGCUGUUCCCAGAGCUCCCAGUUGGUAGCCUGAAGGCCCUUGCCCCAGCCUGUGACAACAUCCUCCAGGGCUGCCUGAGGGUCGCUGUCCUCCACUGCUUUCUGGCCUCCAUGUUUCUGAUUAGAAAUCUGGUGGGAACGUUAUGGAAGAUCCUUUGUUCAGGAUAUGUUGCUUUUUUUUUUCUUUAGACAGGGUCUCACUCUGUUGCCCAGGCUGGAGUGUAGUGGCAGGAUCAUGGCUCACUGCAGUCUCGACAUCAAGUGGACCCCCUGCCUCUCAAGUAGCUGGGACUACAGGCACCACCCAGCCCAAUUUUUUUUUUUUUUUUUUUGGGAGCCGGAGAUUUGCUCUUGUUGCCCAGGCUGGCGGCUCCCCUCCAUUGUGCAAUGAUGCAACCUCUGCUCACUACAACCUCCACCUAUAGGCUUCAAGCAAUUCUCCUGCCUCAGCCUCCUAAGUAGCUGGAAUUACAGGUGUGUACCACCACGUCUGGCUUUUUGUAUUUUCAGUAGAGAUACGGUUUCACCAUGUUGGCCAGGCUAGUGUUGAAUGCCUGACUUCAGGUGAUUCAGCCUCCCAAAGUGCUGGGAUUAUAGGCAUGAACCACCGCACCCAGCCCCAGCUAAUUUUGUAUUUUUUGUAGAGACUGGGUUCUUCCAAACUGUCCAGGUUGGUCUUGAACUCCUGGGGUGAAGCGAUCCUCCCACCUGGGCCUCCCAAAGUGCUGGGAGGCCUGAGCCACUGUGACUACCUGAUAUGUCUCUUCUCUCUUGCUGCUUUCAAAAUCCUGUCUUUUGUGGGAGGGCAGCCGCCGGGCCCUGGACUUCUACGGGGUCAUCCACUGAGGACAGGAGGACCGGGCCCUGUACAGGUGGAUCAUGUGGCGGCUGCCAUGCUUGGAGCCAGUGCUCACCGAGCACUUGGCAGCUGUGGAGCUGGACGCGGGGUUGAUAAGUCCGCUGGGGGUGACAGGCUCAUCCAUGAGUGGUACUUGACGUGGCUGCAGAAGGCAGAUGUGGUCGUGGCAGGAGUGACACAACUGUCCCUGGGUAUAGGCUAUGAACUGGGCCAGGCCACAGCCCUCAAUAAGUGAAUCCUGUGCCUGCUCCAGCCGCAGUCUGGCGGAGUGCUGUCGGCCAUGAUCUGGGGAGCAGCAGAUGGUUCUGGGUUCCAGGUGUGGGACUACGGAGAGGGACAGGUGGAGGCCCUGCUGCAUGGAUAGGUUGAGGCUGAUCCUCCCGAGCAGGUUGCCUCCCCUAACCCAACCGUUGGACCUAAUCCCAUUUUAUUAAAUUCUUUUCAUCCCAGACACUGCUCUAGUACCAAUCCUGGCUCUUUGCCCCAGGAGCAAAUUAAAAGGUACAUUUAAAAUUCUAAAAAAAGAAAAAUCUGUCUUUUGACAGUGAUUAUGAUGAUGCGUAUGGCUGAAGAUCUCUUUGAGUUUACCCUACUUGGAGUUUGUUGAGCUUUUUGGAUGUACAGAUUAAUGUUUUUCAUCAAAUGUGGGAGGUUUUCAGCCAUUAAUUCUUCAACUAUUCCUUUACUCCUUUCUCCCUGUCUUCUUUCCUGGGACUCCCAUUGCGUGUAUGUCGGAAAGCUUGGCGGCGUCUCCAGGUCUCUGGAUCUCUGUGCAUUGCUCUUCAUUCUUGUUCCUGUUCCUCAGAGGGGACUACCUCAGGUGGCCUCUCUCCAUAGUCACAGGCUCUUUCUUCCAAUUGUUCUAAUCUGCUCUUGGGCCCCUGGGAUGAAUUUUCAUUUCAGUUAUUUUACCCUACAACUCCAGAAUUUUUAUUUGGUUCCUUUUUACAACUUUUUGUUUUUUUUUUGUUUUUUGGAGUAUCACUUUGUUGCCCAGGCUGUAGUGCAGUGGUGCAAUCUCGGCUUACUGCAAUCUCCAGCUCCCGGGUUCAAGCGAUUCUCCUGCCUCAGCCUCCUGAGUAGCUGGGAUUAUAGGCAUGCGCCACCAUGCUCGGCUAAUUUUUGUAUUUUAAAUAGAGGUGGGGUUUCACCAUGUUGGCCAGGCUGGUCUCAAUCUCUUGACCUCGUGAUCUGCCUGCCUCAGCCUCCCAAAGUGCUGGGAUUAUAGGCAUGAGCCACCAUGCCUAGCCCCUUUUUAUAAGGUUUAUCUCAUUAUUGAUAUUCUCUAAUUGGUAAGACAUUGUUCCCACACUUUCCUUAGUUCUUUUGACAUGGUUCUUUUCUUUUUCUUGGGAGAGGGUCUCUCUGUCGCCCAAGCUGGAGUGCAGUGGUGCAAUCAUGGCUCACUGCAGCCUCAACUUCCUGGGCUGAAGUGAUCCUCCUACCUCAGCAUCCUGAGAGGCUGGGACCAUAGGCAGCCAGCUAAUUUUUAAAAUUUUUUGUAGAGAUAGGGGUCUCACCACAUUUCCCAAGCUGUUCUCAAACUCCUGGGCUCAAGCAAUCCACCUGCCUCAGCUUCCCAGAGUGCUAGGAUUAUAGGUGUGAGCCACCGCACCAGGCCUACACGUAGUUUCUCCCUUUGAAGUACUAGCGAGGCCUGACCAUGCUUAGCUUCCGAGAUCAGCAGGUUCCAGGCGGUGCAACCUUAGAUGCAACAUGUUUUAUGUCUUUGUACAUAUUUAAAUGAGCUGAUUGAACGUUUUUGUCUAGCAAUUGCAGCAUCAGGUACUGGUCCCAUUGGUGGCUUUUCCCGUGUCUACGCCGUCCUUUCGGGUUCCUUUCCAUGUCUCAUAAUUUGUUGUUAAAACCUGGACAUUUCACGGGCGAUAAUGUGGCAACUCCGGAAGUCAGAUUCUCUUCCCUGCCCAGGGUGUGUUGUUGUUGUUGCCUGUUGGAGCUGUUUCUUUGCUGGGUGACUUUCCUGAACUAAUUCUGACUAAGCAUUAAUGUCUCCAUUGCCUGCGAGGUGUGGCCACUGAAGCCUCUCUUCAGUUACGGCAGUGGUCAGCUAAUGACUGGUCAGAGAGUUCCUUAGGUGCCUGGAAGUGAAGUCUUUGCCGAGUGUGUGCCGGGCAUGGCUUCAGUGCUCGGCUAGGCAGUGCUCAACUUUCCCUUAGCCGUCACGUGCUGUCUGCACAGCACCUCAGGUCAGUCACGGGUGAGGGCUCAGGGCCUUGCCGGCCUUCCUGAAUAUGGGCACAGCUGCAGACAGCCUUACACACGUGCAGGGCACCUAGAUUCCCAAGAAGGGGCAAGAGCUGUUCAAAACCACUACAAGCUGGACAUGGUGGCUCACACCUGUAGUGUCAGUGACUCAGGAGACUGUAAUGGGAGGAUCACUUGAGGCCAGGAGUUUGAGACCUAGCAAGACCCCAUCCCUCACCCCAAAAAAAAAAACAACAACAAAAACUCACUGUGGGCAGCUCAUGCCCCAGCUGCUGCUUUGUAACCCCAGCUGUUAUCCAUCACCACAGGCAGCUUCGAUUUUCAACCAUGGAUCUGAUGACUUUCAACAAACCUUCCUGAGAAAAUGCUGUUCCCACCAGAAGAGAUCUCAGGACAAAUGUAGACAGCCCUGGCAAGUGGGGUCUGCCUGGGAGCUAGCAGACAGGAGAAAGAGUGACAGUUCUUGGGGAAUUAGGUUUUUGUUUUGUUUUAGAGAUGGCGUUUCACUUAUCACCCAGACUGGAGUGCAAUGGUGUGAUCUUGGCUCACUGCAACCUCUGCCUCCCAGGUUCAAGCAAUUCUCCUACCUCAGCCUCCUGAGUAGCGGGGAUUACAGGCGCCCACCACCACGCCCAGCUAAUUUUUUGUAUUUUUAGUAGAGAUGGGGUUUCACCAUGUUGGCCAGGCUGGUCUCAUACUCCUGACCUCAGGUGAUCCACCCGUCUCGGCCUCCCAAAGUGCUGGGAUUACAGGCGGGAGCCACCCUGCCCAGCCCAAUUAUAGAUUUUUUAAGUUUAGGUGUUGACAGUAGCUCUUACCUCAGCCUUUUUCUCCCUCCUUGUCAUGCAGCCCACAGGGGAGAUGGUCCGGCCAGUGUGGGGGCUAAUGAAUAAAUGCUACACUGUGCCCACUCAGGUGGGUAAGGGCUGGCACUCCUCUUCCCCUGGAGUGGGGCGGCUGUGCUGGCACCCUUCGCAGACACACUAAGGGGAACUGCACCUGGAGAGGAUGGGCCAGUCGGGGAAAGACUGCUCGUCACUCAUAGCUGUGUGUCACCCCUCCCACCUCCCUCUGUGGAGACGCAAAGUCAAGAGUAGGAAGAAGCCAACCUCUGAGGUAAGGCUUCCCCUGGAAGGCCCAGGGCUGGGGCUCUCUCCUUUCAGAGCUCAGUUAGACCCAGACACACGGCAGGGAGUCCCAGGGGUAGUGGCAGGCCCCCUCCAGGAAACUCACAAGGUUACCACAGCUCAACUGAAAAGGAAGAACUUCCCAGGACUGUGACACCCCAGUGUGAGAACAGGAGGAUGAGGUGCUGUGAAGGCCUGUCUGCCCACAGUCUGCCCUCUUAUUCCUCCUGCAGGUCACAACCCCCAGGAGACCUGGAGAACUGAAUGCUGCUGCCCCCAAGGAGGAGGCUGCUGUCUUAUCCCAGGAGGGAGAGCAGG